Andrographis paniculata is the source of this 822-nucleotide messenger RNA. RefSeq lists its product as uncharacterized. NCBI's taxonomy places the organism in Eukaryota, Viridiplantae, Streptophyta, Magnoliopsida, Lamiales, Acanthaceae. The transcript has 5 exons. The record is from RefSeq and is a predicted model, not a curated record. Gene Ontology annotation, cellular component: chloroplast inner membrane; chloroplast thylakoid membrane. Bases 144 to 641 code for a protein of 165 amino acids.
UACAUAUUCCUUGCCGGCGUUGUGAGCUGCCGUUUGGUGCCAUCGAUUUCAUCGCCGCUGAGCAACCUGCUAGGCCGACCGAGCUAGGGCAUCCCAUCCCCUUCAUUUGUCGCACUCACUUUUCCUCGCAAUUCUCUGCAACAAUGGCGGCUCUAUGCAAUUCACUUUUGAUUUCUCAAGGACCAGCAAUCCGCUGCGCAUCUGGUGGUACUUCAUUGAAGCCAUCCGAUCAACGCAUCAAGCCUGCAAAUUCGGUAAUCAGAUUUCCCGACAGCACAAGAACAUCAAACCGAAAAAAGGCUAGCAUACAAGCAGCCUAUAGGGAUGACGGAGGGUCAAGCAAUGCUGGUUUUUUCGUCGGUGGCUUUAUUUUGGGAGGAUUAAUUGCCGGCACUCUUAGCUGUGUUUAUGCCCCUCAGAUUAGCAAUGUGUUAACUAGAGCCGAUCGAAAGGAUCUCAUGAAGAAACUGCCCAAAUUUAUCUACGACGAAGAUAAAGCUUUGGAGAAGCAACGCAAGAAACUGGCCGAUAAGAUCGAGCAGCUCAACGCGGCCAUAGAUAGCAUGUCGACCCAGCUACGGUCCCAAGACCAACCCAACGGAGCCGCGGUCGGCUCCGACGACAUCGAAGCUCUCAUUUGAAGGCUGUCCCAAUCUAUCUACUGCUACUACUGGAAAACUACUCUUACCCUGUUGUCUGAAGGGCUGCUGUCUCCUUUCUUGAUCAAAAACUCAAACUCGGUUAAUAAUCUGUCUUUUCUUUCCUUUUUUUAUCUUCAUAUUCUGGAAAUUUAAUAAAUAAAUUCCAAUCUUGUUUUAGAAA